This is a messenger RNA of Dioscorea cayenensis subsp. rotundata (Guinea yam), 1837 nucleotides long. RefSeq names its product protein tesmin/TSO1-like CXC 3. The coding region runs from base 104 to 1207 and encodes 367 amino acids. The record is from RefSeq and is a predicted model, not a curated record. Gene Ontology annotation, molecular function: DNA-binding transcription factor activity. The transcript has 10 exons. Lineage: Eukaryota; Viridiplantae; Streptophyta; Magnoliopsida; Dioscoreales; Dioscoreaceae.
AUUUGAUGCUUCUCUCAUCUCUGGAAUCCCGCUUCGCUGGUUCUUCUUCAAAACUCGAGAAAGAGAGGGUGUACAACAGCUGCAUUGCUUUGGAGCUCUGGAAAUGGCCAAGAAUUCGAACCACAAGAGCAGUGGAGACGUGGAAAUGCCCCAGAAUUCGAACCACAAGAGCAAUGGAGACGUGGAAAUGCCCCAGAAUUCGAACCACAAGAGCAAUGGAGACGUGGAAAUGGCCCAGGAUUCGAACAACAAGAGCAAUGGAGAUGUGGAAAUGAUCCAGAAUUCGAACCACGAGGCACCAAGGGUUCCUGAAGUCAUAGUUGUUCAACGGGGGGAAUGGUCUGAGUUUGAACGAGAUGGAUUGCUCUAUUGUGCAUGCGAAGACUCUUCAUUAUGCUUCACAGAAGAAUGUCCGUGCUAUCUUACUGGUUCUUGUUGCAUAAAGGCUUGCCUGUGUAAAGAUUGUCCGAACUUUUUGGAAGAUGAAGACGAGCAAAAGGAACCUUCAUCUCAGUAUAUCCGGGAGCUUUGCUACUGUAGGAAAUCGGAAUGCCUGAAGAUUGAUUGUCCGUGCUAUUCUUCUGGAGUGCCUUGCAAAGAGCUUUGUCAAUGUCAAGGAUGUUUAAACUGUGUCAGUGUCAUGUCUGACAGUGUGAUUGAUCCCGAAUUGAUGGGGAAUGUUCAGCCACUUGCAAUUCAGGACAAAGAAAUGGAAGCUUUUUGGUGGUUUACAAACCCACAGGCAAUUAGCGCACCAGAGAUUCCACAACACUUCCCUGGAACACAAUGGGGUCCUUCAAAGCGCUGUAGCUGUAAGAACUCAGAAUGCUUGAAAUUUCAUUGCGAGUGUUUUGCCACUUCAUCCCGCUGUUCUGAGCUGUGUAUUUGCCAAAAGUGUCACAACCGAAUUGGCGAUGAGGAGAGCAUUAUUAUGACGGCCAGGAAGGUGGUGGAAUCUAGGGAUCCACUUGCAUUCACUCCAAAAUCGAUACUAAUAUCCUAUUUUUCUGACUAUGUUUGGCCAAGAGGAUCAUCUUCCAAAAACCAAACUUAUGAUACAGCCAUGUAUACUAGUGGCUGUGCUUGCCAAUAUCCAGGCUGCGGGGAUAGAUCCUGCGAGUGUUUCAAGUCGCUACUAGGAUGUUCAUCCGACUGCAAAUGUGAAGGAUGUCAGAAUUUAUGCGGAAUCAAACCACCAGCAUUUUGAACAAUCUAGUAUGUAUUUCCCAACUCUGAUCCUUCUAUGAUGAUAAACUUCCCAUACUUGAGACUCUUGACUAUAUUAGCUAUUGUUUAGAGGCCUGUGGUGUUUCACUUGACAAUGAUACAAGGUUGAUAGUUAUGCUCAUCUUGGAUUGAAUACUAUGAACAGAUUAAAACAACCAGAUUUUUAGGCUUACUUGCCUUUCAUAGGUUUUCAUGAAAUCACUUGUGUUUUGCUUUUCUUGCUAAAUAACUCAAGGCUAGUUAUUUUAGAUGAGCAGAUCAUACUUGAUUUGGAUUUCAGCAGAAACAGAAAUACUAUUUCAAAAAAUAAUUCUUGCUGUUUCAUUUUGUUGUCGCUAUUAGAUCUCAUGUUAAUUAAUAAUUCCAUUAUUGGCAAUCAAUCUAGCACUCAUUCAUGCAGUAAAACAUAUACAUAUUUACGUAUGUAAGGUGAAAUUGUACCAAUAAUUCAUGACUGUACUUGUAAAUGUAUUUUCAUCUCUGGUACCGAAAAAUAUACAAGUUGGUUUGGUCCCCUACUGUAUCAAUCCAUUCCAGUUGGUUUCUUCUGUAUAAUGCCAAGGGCAUGGAAUUUUUAUUUUUGUCACUUCAUCAAUUGGAAUUUUACAGA